ACAAACUCCUUUUUCUUGUGUCGGCAUACAUACUCAAUCAUUCAUUUCAGACUUAUCUUAUCUUUUUAAUAUAAUUAAUUCACACUUAGUGAUCUUCAUUUUAUAAUAUAUAUAUAUAUAUAUAUAUAUAUAAUCUAUGGCAUUUCUAGUCAUUGCAAAUAACAUGCAAAAGGUAAAGAUGGAUAAAAGGUGGAGUCUUCAAGGUAUGACUGCUCUUGUAACCGGUGGAGCGGGAGGAAUCGGGCAUGCCAUCGUAGAUGAAUUAUCUGCUUUUGGAGCUAGAAUCCAUGUAUGCGACAUAUCUGAAACACUGCUCAGUCAAAGCUUAAGUGAAUGGGAAAAGAAAGGGUUUCAAGUGAGUGGCUCAGUCUGUGAUGUAACCUCGCGUCCCGAGAGAGAAACAUUAAUACAAACUGUCUCCUCAUUGUUCGAUGGCAAACUCAACAUUCUUGUAAACAAUGUGGGCGGACUUCGUGAAAAACCAACAACAGAAUAUGGGCUUAUGGAUUUGGAAGCAUUGUCUUCACUUCAUCUGUUGCUGGGGUUGUAUCAUUUUCUUGUGGAUAUCCCUUUAUGGUCUAGCACAAAGGAGCUCGGAACCAGUUAGCAAGAAAUUUGGCAUGUGAAUGGGCAAAAGACGGCAUAAGAGCCAACGCUGUUGCCCCUAAUUCUAUCAGGACUCCUUUGUCUCAACAAUUUUAAGGAGGCAUUUUUCAGUAGAACUCCACUUGGUCGCAUUGGAGAACCAAAUGAGGUUGCUUCACUAGUGGCAUUCUUGUGUCUACCUGCAGCUUCCUAUAUUACUGGUCAACCCAUUUGUGUUGAGGUUUCUCCUAUCAACCAUAUGCUUGAGAAUGGCCUUGCCGCUUGUUAUAAAACCGUUUUAAGAAACGGAAAAAAAAAAAACUGUCUUUAAAAGUGUCCGUUAUCUAAUAAAAAUUCUCACGCUGUGAGUUUAUGCACAAAAAUAUAAACGAGUUUGCUUUGCCAUUGUGGAGAUGCUAAUCUUGUGGUAUAAUAGUGAGAAUCUUAGCGACCACGCACGGCUCUUUCAAUUUUGUGGUAAUAGUGGUAAUACAAUCGUAAAAAUCUUUGAAACAAUUAAAUUUAAGCUCAGAACUAAGCCUUUACAUGUUCAACUCAUCACGUGCGAAUGAAGUUAGUUUUGAAAGAGACAAAUGCCUGUCUCUUUUGGUAGAAGAUUUUGAUUUAAAAGCCAAUUUGGCCUUGGACACUAGCUUAGAUAUUUUAGUCAUAUUCUCUCUUACGCAUGACAUUUCCACCACACAAACAAACGUAAUCAUUAAUUAUGGUUUACUACUUAUCUCAGCCAACAUUUAUCGUAUGCAGAGCCGGACCUGAGAUUUUCGGGACCCUAUUCGAAAAAACAAAUAAAUUUUGAUUUUAUCUAAGAAUCAAAAGAAAAAUUCUCUGGUGUUCUUAUGAACUUGCGUUUACAAAGAAGAAGCUUUUUUUCUGAUGAGUUAAAUUUUUUUUAUUAUAAUAUGUAUAAAUCAUUUAAAUGAAAAAUAAAAUAGAGAAAGUUGAAUAGCUUACGUGCUAUUGUUACAGACCCACAUAAUAUUUUAUUCUGUACACCACAAACCAAAACUUUGAUUUUCAAUUUGCCUUGCGCACAUAAGAUUAUAUAUAUUAAUAUUAAUUAACAUUAUAUAAGCAAAAAUUAAUUGGAAGUGGGGGACCCAUUAGUUGGGGGCCCCAUACGAAUGUUUUGUGAGCCUUGGUACAAGCCCGGCUCUGAUCGUAUGUAUAUUAUAUAGACCUACAAGUAAUGUAUAUUAUCUUUGGCAUUUCUGGUCAUUCUAAUCACAAAACAAAAACAAAGAAUGGAUAAAAGAUGGAGUCUUCAAGGUAUGUCUGCUCUUGUAACCGGUGGAGCCAGCGGAAUCGGGUAUGCCAUAGUAGAGGAAUUAGCUAAUUUUGGAGCGAAAAUCCACGUACGUGACAUAUCUGAAACUCUGCUCAAUCAAAGUUUAAAUGAGUGGGAAAAGAAAGGGUUUCAAGUCAAAGGCUCUGUCUGUGAUGUAACCUCACGUUCUGAGAGAGAAACAUUGAUACAAAAUGUCUCCUCCCUGUUCGAUGGUAAACUCAACAUUCUUGUAAAUAACGUGGGAGUACUUCGAGGAAAGCCAACAAUAGAAUAUGUGGCAGAAGAUUUUGCUUACCAUAGCUCAACAAACUUGGAAGCUGCUUUCCAUUUUUGCCAGCUUUCACAUCCACUCUUAAAGGCUUCAGGUUAUGGAAGCAUCGUCUUCUUGUCUUCUGUUGCAGGAGUUGUAUCAUUUGAGUAUGGAUCCAUUUAUGGUGUAACCAAAGGAUCUCUGAACCAGCUAGCGAGAAAUUUGGCAUGUGAAUGGGCAAAAGACGGCAUAAGAGCCAAUGCCGUUGCACCUAAUGUUGUCAAGACUCGACAGUCUCAAUCUUAUCUUGAGGACGUCAGUUUCAAGGAAGAAUUGUUCUGUAGAACUCCACUUGGUCGUGCUGGAGAGCCGAAUGAAGUUGCAUCGCUAGUGGUCUUCUUGUGUCUACCUGCAGCUUCCUACAUCACUGGUCAAACCAUUUGUGUUGAUGGAGGCCUCACAGUUAACGGUUUCUCCUAUCAGUCACGGGCUUGAGAAUGGCCUUUUAAACUUGAAUAAAAAUCUCACGAUGUGAGUGUGUAUACGAAAACAUAAACUUUUUCGCAGUUCCAUUAGUUUAUUUUCUUCAAAAAAUAGAGAAGCAUGCUUAAUUACUGAUCCUUUUAAUGAUUUUCAAAUUUAUUCAACCAAAAAACAGUUUUGUACAAUAAAUUCUUCUUAGUUUUCUUUAAGCUAUGGCUUUAUAUAAGUAAAUAAACAUUCUUCUUGUA
Molecule: messenger RNA, 2872 nt
Organism: Brassica napus (rape)
Lineage: Eukaryota; Viridiplantae; Streptophyta; Magnoliopsida; Brassicales; Brassicaceae
Product: tropinone reductase homolog At2g29320-like
Exons: 10
Coding region: 1848-2636 (262 amino acids)
Molecular function (GO): oxidoreductase activity
Source: RefSeq, a predicted model, not a curated record